AUGAAUAGAGCCACUAAGACCCACAUGACCUCCCCCAUGUUCUUCCCCAACAUGGGUAUGGCCCCCUUCUUUAAGGUGACCGUGUUCGAGCAGGAACACUUCCAGGGCCGCUGCCAGGAGUUCACCUCCGAGUGCUGCAACAUCCAGGACUGUGGACUGGACAACAUCCGCUCCAUCAGGGUGGAGAGCGGAGCCUGGGUGGGCUACGAGCACCACGACUUCCAGGGCCAGCAGUUCAUCCUGGAGAGGGGAGAGUACCCCCACUGGGACGCCUACAGCGGCUCCCUGUCCUACCACGUGGAGCGCCUCAUGUCCCUGCGCCCCAUUUACUGCGCUUCCCACCAGAGCAGCCGUAUGACCAUCUACGAGAUGGAGAACUUCCUGGGCCGCAGCGUGGAGAUGUGUGAUGACUACCCCUCCCUGCAGGCCAUGGGCUGGAUGAAGCCCGAGGUGGGAUCCAUGCACGUCCAGUGCGGAGCCUUCGUGUGCUACCAGUUCCCCGGCUACAGGGGCCAGCAGUACAUCAUGGAGUGCGAGAGGCACAGCGGCGACUUCCAGCACUGGAAGAACUGGGGCUCCCACUGCCAGACCCCCCAGAUCCAGUCCAUCAGGCGCAUCCACCACUAGGGCCGGA
Molecule: messenger RNA, 634 nt
Organism: Gadus chalcogrammus (walleye pollock)
Lineage: Eukaryota; Metazoa; Chordata; Actinopteri; Gadiformes; Gadidae
Product: beta-crystallin A1-like
Exons: 5
Coding region: 1-627 (208 amino acids)
Biological process (GO): visual perception; lens development in camera-type eye
Molecular function (GO): structural constituent of eye lens
Source: RefSeq, a predicted model, not a curated record